AUGGAACCUACGGAGAUCCUCGUGCAAAAUGAGAGUUUAUUAGAAUCAAGAAAAUCCUCUAAAGGUUUAAGCAUUGGGUUAGGAGUGGGUGGUAGUACAACACUUUUGCUUCUAGCACUUGGUGGACCCCUCAUACAAUUAGUAUCAAGCAACACAGACAUUGGAGAAAGAAUGAUAGUUGCCCUAAGGGAUAUAGAGAAGGCCACAGACAAUUUUGAUAGCUCUCGUGUGGUUGGUGGUGGAGGGCAUGGAGUUGUGUUUAAAGGAAUUCUAGAUCUGCAUGUUGUGGCAAUCAAGAAAUCAAAGAUAGUAGUGCAAAGAGAAAUCAAGGAAUUCAUAAAUGAAGUUGUAGUUCUUUCUCAAGUAAACCAUAGAAAUGUGGUGAAGCUCUUAGGAUGUUGCCUUGAGAUUGAAGUCCCGCUGCUAGUUUAUGAGUUCAUUUCAAAUGGAACCCUUUAUAACCAUCUUCAUGUUGAAGGACCAACAUCACUAUUGUGGGCUGACAGAAUAAGGAUUGCACUUGAAAUUACUAGAGCUUUGUCCUAUCUACAUUCAUGCUCUUCUAUGCCGAUAUUUCAUAGAGAUAUUAAGUCAUCCAAUAUACUUCUUGAUGAUAGUUUAAUAGAAAAAGUAUCAAACUUUGGAGCUUCAAGGUACAUCCCAAUUGAUCAAACAGGAGUAACAACUAUUGUUCAAGGAACACUGGGAUACUUAGAUCCUAUGUAUCAUUAUACAGGUCGAUUAACGGACAAGAGCGAUGUCUUCAGCUUUGGUGUUCUUCUUAUAGAAUUGCUUACUAGAAAGAAACCAUUCAACUAUAGGUCCAAUGAUGGAGACAAUCUUGUUUCACAUUUUGAGAAGAUGCUCACAACAAACAACCUAGCCAAUAUAGUAGAUCCUCAAGUCGCAGAGGAAGAAGAUGGAGACAUCCAAGAGGUGGCCGCACUUGCGGUGAUGUGUACUAACUUAAGGGGAGAAGAUCGGCCUACAAUGAAGGAAGUGGAGAUGAGACUUGAAAACUUGUUAUUGAAGAAAAAGCUUGUCCCAUGUAUUACAACAGCAAGGAGAAAUAAUGAGGACGAGACAGGUUCAGUACAUGUCAAUUGA
Miscanthus lutarioriparius is the source of this 1107-nucleotide messenger RNA. NCBI's taxonomy places the organism in Eukaryota, Viridiplantae, Streptophyta, Magnoliopsida, Poales, Poaceae. The record is from the annotation of a GenBank genome assembly.